CGACUUCACCGUUCGAGGCAGCAGACACGAUAUACACGGUGAUCUAUGAAGAACCAGGCCGUCGCUCUGGACCUGCGACUUAUCAACCAUGUUCAGAUUGACACAGCCUCUUCCACCGCGAAGGUGGGAGGAGGCGCUCCGCUGGGCGAUGUGGAUCGGGCAUUGCAGCAACAGGGAUUCAUCACCCCCGUCGCGUCAAUCUCACGGGUGGCAUACGCUGGCUGGGCCAUGUAUAGCGGGUACGGGCCCUACAGCUCCCGCUUCGGGCUGGGGGUAGACCGGAUCGUGGGAGCGAAGGUGAUCAACGCUCAGGGCGAGCCGGUGGAAGCUGAUGCGGAUUUGUUGAAGGCAAUCCGCGGCGCCGAAGGCGCAUUCGGUGUGAUCGUCGAAUUGACCAUUUCCAUCUACAAGCUGGACUGGAUUCUGUCGGGCGUGCUCUUCAAGUCCGAUGAUGACCUUCCCACUGUUGUCCGCCAGUAUAACGAAGGGUACAGGGCUCUAUUAUCGGCGGAAGGAAUGCAGGCUACGCCUCUUGAGCGUCCACCAGUUUGUUCUGAAUGUGCUCACGCCAACAUUUGGACUUCUCUUCAGGGGGCGUCCGAGGACCUCGAGACGGGGAACCAGUGGGUUGAGAGGAUGUCGACUCUCGGCCCUGUUGUGGCCAACGCAGUGCAGCCAAGGACCCCAUUAGCAUGGCUGCACGAGCAAGACAGACUCGUCGCCAAGUCCACGCAAGGCCAGACGUUCACCAUAAGCGUGAGGGCGAUUACAGUAGAGGUUGCCGACGUUAUCGCCCGGUAUACAAGCAGUAUGCCCGCCGAUCCGCACAUCACCUUUGACAUGCACAAGCUCCGCGAUUGCUCUCUUUCUGCGAAAGCGAAUGCGGGCUCGGUCUUCUCGGCGCGGGAAGGCCAUUUUAUGUGUGAAGUUACUGCUAUUGUGGACAGGGAUAGCCUGGAAGCAACGCUGGCCUGGGGGAGGGAAUUCGGGGAGGCGUUGAGGAAGACGAGUGCAGAGAAUAUCGUGCCCGCUUCCUACGUCUCUUGCCUGACUCGCGACGACUUCGAACCUGACAGGAUCUGUGGAAACAUUCUCCAGCUUCUGAAGAGGGUCAAGGAGAGGGCUGAUCCGGAGAAUACUUUUCAGAAUGCCAUCUCGUAUCUUGAGCAAUAGGGCAACGCAGAGGGAAGAAAUCAAGGGACGGCGGCAACAACAACAUGCGUGACAAUUCACCUCAGCAAGCCCCAAGUCCCAAGUCCCAGCAAAUAGCAUACCCCCAAUCAGCUAUUAUCCCAAACCAUGCAUCCUGGAAAUCCAAUUAACCGAUUUUUUAUUUCUCAGCAAGUCUCCCUGACGUGGAAGCCUGGUGGGAUUGCG
Molecule: messenger RNA, 1377 nt
Organism: Monascus purpureus
Lineage: Eukaryota; Fungi; Ascomycota; Eurotiomycetes; Eurotiales; Aspergillaceae
Source: the annotation of a GenBank genome assembly